This is a messenger RNA of Hypanus sabinus (Atlantic stingray), 4316 nucleotides long. It is a transcript of the gene vmp1, whose product is annotated as vacuole membrane protein 1. The transcript has 13 exons. The record is from RefSeq and is a predicted model, not a curated record. The coding region runs from base 227 to 1426 and encodes 399 amino acids. Lineage: Eukaryota; Metazoa; Chordata; Chondrichthyes; Myliobatiformes; Dasyatidae. Gene Ontology annotation, cellular component: endoplasmic reticulum; membrane; endomembrane system. Gene Ontology annotation, biological process: autophagy; Golgi organization.
CGGAAACAGCGCGAGCCGGGAGCGUGAGGCGCCGAGUGACCGCGAACCGGGAACCGGGACUUGGCCAAGAGGUUAGUUUAACAUUACAUCUAUUAAUAAAUGAGGGCUCAUUUAUGAUAUUAAAAACAGAAAAUAUCCCAAGCUCUCAACAAGGUUGACGGCACCCGUGGUGGAAACAAAGAGAAACAGUAUUACAGAAUCACGAGGUGUGGAGGAAAUUUAUAAAAUGGCAGAAAGUGAGUCCAAGCAUCACCGCUCAAGAAUGCAGAAAGAGCAGCAGAAUGGUAAUUUCACAGAUCUCUUGUCAUUGAAUGAGAGGAAACUGAAGGAUCAAGAGGAGAGGGAGACAAUAGUUUUAUGGAGGCGGCCUGUCACCACUCUACACUACUUCCUCCUAGAAGUUAUCAUAGACUUUAAAGAAUGGGCAAUAAAGUUAUGGGAACGGCGAAGGUUUGUUCUGACUCUGCUGUUCUUGUUGGCUGUGGCUAUAAUGGCCUAUUAUGUUGAAGGUGAACAUCAGCAGUUUGUGCAACUCGUGGAAAAGAAGUUUUUGUGGUGUGCCUACUGGGUAGGCUUGGGUAUCUUGUCCUCCGUUGGGCUUGGGACAGGUCUGCACACUUUCCUGCUCUAUUUGGGACCACAUAUUGCUUCAGUGACCUUGGCUGCAUAUGAAUGUAACUCUGUGAAUUUCCCAGAACCUCCGUAUCCAGAUAAGAUCAUCUGUCCAGAUGAGAAAUUGAAAGAGACGGUCUCCUUAUGGGCCAUCAUCUCCAAAGUCAGGCUGGAGGCCUGCAUGUGGGGAGCUGGCACUGCAAUAGGAGAGCUGCCUCCUUACUUCAUGGCAAGAGCAGCUCGACUAUCAGGCACGGAAGCAGAUGAGGAGUUUGAAGAAAUACUAGAACAUGGUCAGAAUUCAGAGGGUCUUCCCACCAGAGCCAGGAUGGCUGUUCAGAACUUGGUGCAAAGAGUUGGUUUCUUUGGCAUCUUGGCUUGUGCUUCAAUUCCCAAUCCCCUCUUUGACCUGGCUGGCAUAACAUGUGGACACUUCCUUGUUCCAUUCUGGACCUUUUUCGGUGCAACUCUUAUUGGAAAAGCUAUCAUUAAAAUGCACAUCCAGAAAUUAUUUGUUAUUAUCAUGUUCAGCAAGCACAUAGUGGAACAGAUGGUGUCCUUGAUAGGGGCAAUUCCAAAGUUAGGCCCUUCACUUCAGAAACCCUUCCGAGAAUACCUGGAGGCCCAGAAACACAAGCUUCAUCACAAGUCUGGAGACAAAAUAGAAGCGAGUGAAAACUGGCUGUCAUGGCUCUUUGAAAAAAUAGUCAUUGUCAUGGUGUGCUACUUCAUUCUGUCCAUCAUUAAUUCUAUGGCCCAGAGCUACGCCAAGCGGAUCCAGUCACAGAAAUACACUGAAGAGAAAAUGAAAUGAAAUAAGUAAUAUUUUUUGAGAAAGGGACUGUACAAGGCCCAGAUUAGAAAGUGAUUCCUAUAGCCAUCUGCUGCUGCUUGAUUCCAUCAACUGGAAUGACUUUGAGGAGGCAGAAGGGGUAUGUUAUAAAUGUAUGCAGUUGCAAGUUCUGAAAUGAAUUAUUUCAUGCUUAUCAUAAGUAUUCCAGAAUGGAAUCUACUUCUGUGGAUUCUUGCUCAUUUAAUUUCUUCAUUUUAAUUUUUUUAAAGAAUUUUUGGCUUCAGUGGAGGCCUUGUUUGGAAUGAAUGGCAUAAAGGAAGUUGUAGGAUAGAUGUAAAUAAUUAGGCAUGGAGUCCAGAUGAUAGAAAUGAUUCUGAUGGUCUUCCAAUUACUUUGGGUAUGGUAAUGAAUAAAUGAGGGUUGGGCAUGGUUUGCAAAAGCCACAGCAACUCAAAGAAACAGCAUUGCAUUGUCUUGAGUACAAGUAUAUUCCCACAAUUCCUUUUUAACUUUUGGCUGUAUUUCACACAAUGGUUGGUAAUGGUUCUGUAAGCACAGAGCAGUGACACUUUUAAUACCAGCCCAUUAUAGCUGUGUUGAAACAUACAUUUAAAUUCCUUCAGAUCUUAUUAAGUUAAUAUAGUUGGUUGGGGACUUGCAUUAUUUCCUCCUUUCUAUUGCAUCAUCUUUCUGUGGUACCGCUGUCCUCCACAAAUGUGUCCCCUUGCCAACAACGUUCUUCUUUGGUGCUGAAAUUUUCAUGCUGCCUACACACCAGUAACUGAGCUGUGGUUUGACGCUGCAAGUUGCAGAGAACUGACAGACCCAUCAUUGUUGGCAUUUCUCAACGCUUAGAGGUGAGACUUUAAGUCACACUGUCAUCUGCAGUGUUUCACUUUACAAGGCAUUGAUUUUUUUAUCACCUUAUUUCAGCUUUUUCUGAUAGAGGAUAACUAUAGAAAGUCAGUAUAUGUGAAUUUGAAAAAAUUUAUAGGUAUUUAUUAUCGCAAUCUUUGAAUUUUAUUUAUCUCCCAUUUGAGCAAUGUUGUCUUGUGCCCAAAGCAGCACCAAACUUUUAGAAUUGUAUUGCUCACCUUUACUUGUGUUUUCAACUCGAAUGAUAGUGAAAGAAAUGCUGUAAAACAAGUCCAUUCAAACUGUAUAGAAAGCAAUGUAAAUUUUACCAGAAAGACCUAACCUGACUUUAUAAAACUACGUUGUCAUUCCGCACACUAGAUCUUAGUUUGAUUCUGUCUAAUUACUGAGGAAUGUCAUUAACAUGUAUGAAUAAAAAUCAGAAUCUCAAACUACAUGUGCCAAUUAAAUACAAAUUCAGUAACUUCACUGAUGAAUUCAUAUAGGACUAUUCAUAAGGCAAAAUAACAGAUGUUUGACUUAGAUCAUAGUGUACAUUUUAACUUAUUCCUAUGCGAGAUAUGUUGCAUGAAUGAGGUCCUUCAGAAGCUUCUCUUUCGGAGCUGUUUAAGCUGAAGAAACUCUGGUUCUGUUUUAACUACUGCAUUUUCUAACUGGAAUAAAAUUGGAGUUAUGGUGAUAUCUUUCUAAGAUUUUUAUUGAAGUGCGUGAAUUUGAAUACAUAAAUUACUAUUGUUGCAGUGUUACAGUCCUAGCAGGUUUCUAAUUCAGCUCUUUCACAGUACUGCCAUCCAGCAGUGGUCUGAAAAUGCUUCAGCACAGAAAAUUCAGAGUUAGUUAAUCUCUGAUAAAACAGGUGGCUAACCACAGCAUUUUGACCCACAGAUUCUGGAUCUGUACUUUGUGUCUGUUCAAAAUCUCCUUUGGAGUUUGUGGAAAAUUACUAAAAACGGAAGUUUGUGCAAAAUUAAACUUGAUUAAUGUUCUGUAUAAUUAACACAUCAUUAGUCUAUUCCAUAAAGUAAACUGGAGUGCUAUUUCUCAACAUUUUCAUAUUCCUGAAUGGUAAGUAAUUUGAAUUCCUAGAAGUUCAUGAUACAAAAAGUAAAAAUUGAAGAGGAUUUUUGCAACUAGUUCCGCUAUUGCUUUUAUCUUCAGCAGCUUGGAUAUCUCCACCUUUCUGGUGAUAUUAGUCCUGAACAAGAAGGCUGAGUUUAUGCUCUUCAAGAACAACCAAAUGAUCACACCAUACUGUGAAACCAAACACUGAUGCUUCUGCCUGACCAAGGAAACUUGUCCAAUCCUAGCUCAAAUUUUGAAUCUCAAGUAUGGAGUUUGAAGAUAUGGUACUGUACUAGUGCCUUGGUACAGCCGAUAUAUUGAAAUGUAGCGGUGUUGUAUUCUUGGAAUUUGUUUCUAAGCAACAAACUAAUUUUUAUUACUCAAAUGGUACUAACUUUAUUCACUAGCAGGUAAGAUUCUGAGUACCUUCAUUGUUUAGUUUCUAGCCUCAAACAGCAGGUGUAGAUUUUAUUUCACAUCCAGCUUCUGCAUUGUCUUGCCAUUCAGUGAGAUAGCUUAUCAGACUGGUGUUGGCUGUUUGCUCAGUUGGCGACAACAGUUGGUAGGCUAUCUGACAUUGUGGUGUCUUCCAUCUCAUCAGCAUUGCAUUUUAUGUUCUGCUUCUCCAUUUUCAUUUUGGUACUCAUUGUUUUUCUCUAAGUUAGUGGUAUAUUUAUGAAUCUCAUUAUCUACCACAGUUGUUUUGGGAAAAACAAACUAAUAGUCUGUAGUAAUAUGAUCUACUGCUAUUAUGUUAUCCACCUAGUUAUGUUCGAACUCCCUCUUUUUACCCGUCACCUUCAGAGCUCACACAAAAUUGCUCUGCCUUCAGGUGCUGUGUAGUAUUCUGCUAUUUCCAGGUAAGGAGGAAAGGUUAAACCUCAAUUCCAUGCAAGUGGGUUCAAUAAUUGUGUCACACUGACUUAAUCAUGUAGCAGUGUAUAGAUUAUUUAAUAAAAUGUGUCAGAGUUGA